Messenger RNA from Aspergillus nidulans FGSC A4, 1275 nucleotides. RefSeq names its product magnesium transporter CorA family protein. Bases 1 to 1140 code for a protein of 379 amino acids. The record is from RefSeq and is a predicted model, not a curated record. Gene Ontology annotation, cellular component: membrane. Gene Ontology annotation, biological process: metal ion transport; transmembrane transport; magnesium ion transmembrane transport. NCBI's taxonomy places the organism in Eukaryota, Fungi, Ascomycota, Eurotiomycetes, Eurotiales, Aspergillaceae. The transcript is spliced from 2 exons. Gene Ontology annotation, molecular function: metal ion transmembrane transporter activity; magnesium ion transmembrane transporter activity.
AUGAAACCAUUCAAGCUUCCCUGGAGGGUCCCCAAGACCGCCAAAGAGCCGCAGAUAAUCAGUGAUGAAAAGGAUUUGAUCCCCCCAGAGCCUACGCAAUUGACCUUCUUCUCCUCGCAACUGGAUUCCUGUAUCCAGGCCUCGAGCCUCGACGAUCUCAAAGCCCUCUACGAACCGCUUUGCCCGCUUCUCGAGGAUAGAACGUACGGAGGACUGUGGUGGCUGGAUGUGACGGCACCUUCCGAAGAUGAUAUCGAGACGCUCUCACGCAUCUUCAAUCUGCACCCGCUGACAACGGAAGAUAUCAAGAUUCGGGAGACACGGGAGAAGAUCGAAUUAUUUGGACCCUACUACUUUCUAUCCUUGCGUCCCGCCCGCCGGGUAGAAUCAGAUGAAGGAGUGCGCACUUCGCCAAUCAACGUCUAUGCAGUCGUGUUCCGCGAUGGUGUCCUCAGCUUCUCAAUGGGCAGCAAUCCCCACGUCGGCCACGUCCGAAGUCGAAUCAAGGAGCACCAGAGUCAUUUAUACUUGACCAGUGACUGGAUUUGUUAUGCACUCAUUGAUGACAUCGUCGACGGCUUCGCUCCGUUCAUUAGCCGAGUUGAACAGGGCGUAGACACAAUGGAGGAUAGCGUAUCUAUCACCCGGCCUGACGACAUCGGACUAGCUCUUCAGCAGAUCUACCGUUGCCGAAAGGAGGUUCUCCACAUCCGCCAGCUGCUGAACGACAAAACAGACGUCAUUCGUUGCUUUGCCCGCCACUGCGAUGCCUUUGGUGCUUCUCCGUCCCAAGUGGGGCUCUACCUUAGUGACAUCCAGGACCACGUCUUGACAAUGAUGGCCAACCUCGACGCAGCCGAGCAGAUGCUCUCGCGCGGACAGUCAAAGUACCUCAGCCAGUUAUCGUUCGACUCGACUCGCAUGCGGAACCAGAUCUCGCAUGCCCUCAGUCGGCUAACGGUCAUCGCCGGCAUAGUCGUGCCUCUCCAGUUCGUCACCGGUCUCUUUGGAAUGAACGUCACCGUUCCAGCGCAGGCCGACAAAGCGGACAGCUUGACGGCAUGGUUCAGCAUUCUUGGUGUGCUUGUCGCGCUGGUUGUGGUAUUCUUUGUCGUAGCCCGGAGGCUGCGUAUUCUAUGACUAUAUGGCCUCUUACCGUCAACGCAUUCUAUACAUUUGUUGUGUGUCGCACUCAAGAGACCGACUAAGAGACUGAUAGUUUCUAGUAAUAGCCAAUGUGAUUUUUCUUUAGUUGGUUUCGCCUCUACGCUCUAA